Myripristis murdjan (pinecone soldierfish) is the source of this 3275-nucleotide messenger RNA. RefSeq names its product mannosidase, alpha, class 2B, member 2 (gene man2b2). The record is from RefSeq and is a predicted model, not a curated record. Gene Ontology annotation, cellular component: lysosome. Gene Ontology annotation, molecular function: carbohydrate binding; alpha-mannosidase activity. NCBI's taxonomy places the organism in Eukaryota, Metazoa, Chordata, Actinopteri, Holocentriformes, Holocentridae. Gene Ontology annotation, biological process: mannose metabolic process. The transcript has 19 exons. The coding region runs from base 42 to 3119 and encodes 1025 amino acids.
CAAUAAUAAGGAAGUGUGUCCAAUUCAUAUGUUUAAACUCCAUGUUCAUGUGCGGGGUAAAAAUGACAGGAUUAGAGUUUUUAGCAUUUUUUCUUUGUUGUUUUGGUCUCUCACACGCAACGACAAAUGAAAAAAAGCCGAUCCAAGCCUUCGUCAUUCCCCACAGCCACAUGGAUGUUGGCUGGGUGUACACUAUUCAGGAGAGCAUGCAUGCUUAUGCGGCCAACGUGUACAGCAGUGUGACGGAGGAGCUGUCCAAGGCCAAGCAGCGCAGGUUCAUCGCCGUGGAGCAGGAGUUCUUCCGGCUGUGGUGGGACACGGUGGCCACGGACCGCCAGAGGAAGCAGGUGCGGCAGCUGGUGAAAGAGGGUCGACUUGAGUUCAUAAUCGGGGGCCAGGUGAUGCACGAUGAGGCUGUGACUGAUCUUGAUGAUGAGAUAUUGCAAAUGACAGAGGGCCAUGGUUUCCUCUACGAGACGUUCGGGGUGCGCCCGCAGUUCUCGUGGCACGUGGACCCGUUUGGAGCCUCGGCCACGACGCCUGUCCUCUUUGCUCUGGCGGGAUUCAACGCCCACCUCAUCUCCCGCAUCGACUAUGACCUUAAAGACGCCAUGCAGAAGAACAAGAAAUUGCAGUUUGUAUGGAGAGGUUCUCCCUCCCUGAAGGAGCAGCAGGAGAUUUUCACUCACACGAUGGACCAGUUUAGCUACUGCACCCCGUCCCACCUGCCUUUCUCUAACAGCUCCGGUUUCUAUUGGAAUGGAGUUGCCCUGUUCCCCAACCCGCCUAAAGAUGGAGUGUACCCCAACAUGAGCUUGCCUGUCACUAAGGACACAGUACAUAAGUAUGCAGAAACCAUGGUGGGGAACAUCAAGCAGAGGGCAGCGUGGUUCAGGACGAACCACGUGCUCUGGCCAUGGGGCUGUGACAAACAGUUCUACAACUCAUCAGUGCAGUUCAACAACAUGGACCCCUUGAUGAAGUACAUCAACCAGAACAGCAAAGAGUUUGGAGUGACUGUCCAGUAUGCCACUCUCAGUGAAUACUUUCAGGCCAUCCACCAGUCAGAUCUUGUCUGGGAGGUUAGAGAGAAUGACGAUUUUCUACCCUAUUCCACUGAGCCGUACCAGGCAUGGACAGGCUUUUAUGCCUCAAGAAAUGUCCUGAAAGGGGUGGCACGACAGGCCAGCUCUCAGCUGCAUGCAGCGGAAACCCUUUUUGCCCGGUACCGGGUCAGCUUCCCUGACGGCCCCGUGGCUAAAGACUGGGCCUUGGACAAACUCCGGGCGCUCCGCUGGGCUGUCUCAGAGGUCCAGCACCACGAUGGCAUCACUGGCACCGAGUCUCCCAAGGUGGCAGACAUGUACCUCCAACAUCUCAUCCAGGCCAUGAUGGGGGUGCAGGAGGUCCUGGCUGCCCUCUUUCUGCUGCCCCAUGACCUUGGCAUGCCCAGCAUCCUUGGCACACACCACCAUAGAAAAGGUGCUCAUGAGGCUUUGGAGCAACAUGUCAUCGUCUACAACCCUCUAGCAUGGAACAUCACCACCUUCAUCAACGUCACGGUAACCUUCCCCAUGGCAACUGUCUUCGAUGACGACGGACAGCCUGUUCCUGCACAGAUUCAGAGGUCAGCAGAGUCCAACGUGACCUAUGACCUUUUCAUCGUUGUGGACCUGGGCGGUCUUCAACAUCGGGAGUACCUGAUCAAGUUCUCAGAGAAGCCGUGCUCUGGGAAAGCCAAGUGUGGCUCGACCUAUGUAGCCGAAGGGGUCGUGUUCGAAAGACGAAAUGUCAAGGACUGGUCCAAAACAGGCAGGAGGCUCCUGCCCGUUCUGAAUGAAUGUUACAAGCUCAUGUUUGAUCAGGAUACCAAUCUGCUACACAGCAUCACUGACCGUUUCGAAAAAAGGAGACUGAGGAUGAGCCAGGAUUUCUGGGAGUACCAGGCUAAUGGAGAUGCAAAAGCAGGUCCUAUCUCAGAUAACUACAUGUUCACUGCCAACGGUUCAGCCUUGAGGGCCUACAAAGCCGUGGAAAUGGAGAUCGUCCCCGGCAAGAUUGUGUCAGAGAUCCGACAGUACUUCUACAGAGAAGAGGGCGAUGAGGACUACGCUUUCUCGAUCACCACCCGUGUCCCAGAGGGCUUCGGGAGCAGACUGCUGUGUCGCAGGCUGGAGCAGUCGUACUCGCUGGGCCCCCUCCUUGUCAACACAGAGGUCGUCCUCAGGACCAACACCACCCUGAAGAACAACAGGACCCUGUACACUGACGACAAUGGCUACCAGAUGAUGAAGAGAACCUACAGGAAGUUCACUAAUAACACUUUAGCAAGGAACUACUUCCCCAUGAUUCGGGCAGCCUACAUCGAGGAUGACCUCAGCAGAUUGGUGCUCCUCAGUGACAGAGCCCACGGCGUGUCCAGCCAGGCCAACGGGCAAGUAGAGGUGAUGCUCCACCGGCGUCUUUGGAACAACCUGCCCUGGAACCUCGGCUACAACCUGACCCUCAACGACAGCUCGGUUGUCCGGCCGACCCUGUGGAUGCUGCUCGGCUCUAUCGACGCCACCGCCCAGCUCUACCAGAGGGAGGCGGUACAGCUGCAGCACAGACCCGUGGUCAUGCCCAUAGACCAGCCUCAGAGGAGCUGGCUAAAGAAGGAGCCCAGGGGAAGUUCUCCUGUGCAGCCGGUGGUCCUGCCCCCCAACCUCCACCUGCUCAGCCUCAGCAUCCCGGGAUGGAACUACAGCUCCAAACACAGCCUUCACCUCAGCCACUUAGACUCAGGUAAAGAUUUGAGGUCUGAGCCGGACUUUGACCGGGUCCUGCUGAGAAUCAUGCAUCUCUUCGAGGAAGGGGAACACCCUGAUCUAGCGAAGCCGGUGACCGUAAACCUGAAGGAAGCCCUGCGGGGCAUAGGGGAAGUGAGAGCGCUGGAGGAGCGUUCUCUCACAGGGACCUGGGACAUCGACAGUCUCCAGAGGUGGAAGUGGAAGACUGCAGAGACCAAGGAAACACAGAGUAAACGCUGCUGUCGCUGUGGAGAUGAAGCCUUCAAUGUGACCGUCUCGCCCAAAGAGAUCAAGACCUUCUUCGUUCACUUCAGCCCCGCCAACCUGUAGGCUGCUCUGCUGCCUUCUGUCUUCUGUGAAGAUCACCAAACCCUCCAUGUGAUAUGGAGAGGCACUCAUGAUUUGUGACACUGCUAAUGUAUGUUUUUGCACUGCAAGAUGAUUUAUUAUGAGGCAUCACUAAAUAAAAAGUGAAUUUGUCAGUUU